CGGAUUCCCUGUUAUAAUUUAUUCAUUACACUCUGCCACCGAAUAAAAACUUUGACGAGACGAUAACAGCUUAACAGCGAAAAUGUUCUUACUGGUUGUUGAAAUAUUUACGACGGUGCAACGUAUCGUGUUUCAUUGGAAAUAUGUAUCAUAGCAACGUUUAGGAAGUAAGAACAACAACGUUGACGAAACAAGACCAGUAAUGCUUUUACCAAUGGAUUAUUCAAAUAAAUAUAAUGAUUUAAAAUGGGCAAUUAGUCUGCAUCGGAAUAUGUUACAAAUUAUCGGUUUGUGGCCACAACAGACAGAGGAUCAACAAGACAAAUUCUUUUUGACGUUUCGGAUGCUAUUAAACGUUUUCAUAAUAACUUCUAUAGUGACUGUACCGGCUUUAGUCCAACUGAUGAAAGUAUGGGGUGAUAUGCUUCAGAUAAUAGAUAAUUUGCAAUACACCCUGCCUUUUCUAGUAAUAGAACUUAAAAUCUUCGUUAUUUGGUACAAAAGAAGAGUUUUAUCGCUGUUAAUUAAUAUGAUUAUAAAAGACUGGUUAAAAGUAAAAAUAGAUCAAGAGCGAAAUGUCAUGCUAAAAAACGCCAGGAUCACCCGCUUACUUAUCAAAAGUGGAAUAUUUAUAUCAGUUUUUGCAGGGCUUAGCAGAAUAAGCUCUACAUUUUUUAGACAAUACUUUGAACACAUGAGAAAUCUCACUAAUCCUGAAGGAUCUUUUCCGAUACCUACAUAUUACUGGUUUGAUGUAACCAGCAGUCCGAAAUACGAGCUAAUAUAUCUGGCACAAAUAAUCGGGAUGAUUGCAGGCGGUCUCACUUAUGUCGCAGUCGACAAUUUUCUUGGAUUAUUGAUCUUACAUGUAUGUGGUCAGAUGGAGAAUCUGCAUCUACGAUUAAUGAAUCUGAGGAAGGAUCCAAAAUUCAGAACGGUUUUAAAGUACAAUAUUAAAGAGCACAUCCGUUUGAUAAGAUCUGUAGAAGCCAUUGACAGCACGUUCAAUUUAUUGCUGCUGGCCAUGAUAGGCUUUUUCAGCAUUCUCUUUAGUCUUCAUGGAUUUCUAAUAAUUAACGCUGUUAAUCGAGAUAGUAAUUUGUCUAUCACACAAUUGGCUUUUUAUAUUUCCGCGGGUGUAACUGUUUUAAUGAACACUUGUCUUUAUUGUGCAGCAGGCGAACUUCUCGUGAUUCAAAAUGAAAAAAUACAUAGCGCUACAUGGGAAUGUAUAUGGUAUAUUCUAGAGCCGAAAGCAACGAGAAAUUUGAUAUUAAUUAUGCUCUGUGCAAAGAAACCACUCAAUAUCACAGCGGGAAAAAUAUUCCCAAUGACAAUGUCUACAUACUGCAACUUAUUAAAGACGUCGGCGGGUUAUAUGUCUAUGUUACUUGCUCUUCGCAAUUAAUAAACAUCUGAUGAUUAUGGAAACAACGGAAAAGGCAAUGUCACUUCAGUGUCUUUGCCAAGUUUGAUUUCACGGCGCAGAAAUGUAAACAGUAAUAUGCAUAAAGCAGUAGCUGUUUAUCAUAGUCGCAUAAUUAUAAAUAAAACAAAUGGCCUCUUUUUGCGAGAGCUUAUUAAUUGUGAUAAAAAAUUUUAGCACAUAGUAUAGUAUUCACCUAGUGGUGCCAAAAUUAGCUUAUACGUCACAAAAAGUUUUUCUUUGAUUUGUUUUCUUAUUUGCUUUACUAAUAUAAAAAAAACAAAAAUCUGGUAGAACUCUUUAUUUCAUUUUUUUCUGAUUUGCAGUAAUUUAAGAUAUUUUAAUAUAAUACUCGAAUUUCACAAUUACCUAAAAAAGCUUUGGAAUAUUUUCUCUUCGAAUAAAAAUAUGAAAAAUGACAUUUCUCAAUAUAGUAUCAUUUUUGUUGUACAAAAAAUAUAUUGUAUACGCAGAUAAAAGAAAAAUAAAAAUUAUAGCACUAAUAAUUUAAAAACUCUUGUUUUCCUGUUAUAAGUAUUUUAUUGUUAAAGUGUUUUUAAAGCAUAAACAUUCGGAUAUAAAUAGUACGCAGUCUUUCAGCAUAAAUUAGUCGAAUUAAUAUAGUCAAAUUAUUACCUGUCACAUAUUUCUUGUUGUCAUUAUGUAAUUUCUCAACUUGCUGAUCAAAACAACACUGUAGCUAUGCAUUAAUUGAUAAUUUAAAAUCUAAUGAUGGAAUGUAACAUAAUUGAUUAAUAAACGUAAUUACAAUACACUUAUAAUUGCUUCAA
This is a messenger RNA of Solenopsis invicta (red fire ant), 2217 nucleotides long. Its product is annotated as odorant receptor 43a-like. The record is from RefSeq and is a predicted model, not a curated record. Gene Ontology annotation, biological process: detection of chemical stimulus involved in sensory perception of smell; sensory perception of smell. Bases 203 to 1408 code for a protein of 401 amino acids. Gene Ontology annotation, cellular component: plasma membrane. The transcript is spliced from 7 exons. NCBI's taxonomy places the organism in Eukaryota, Metazoa, Arthropoda, Insecta, Hymenoptera, Formicidae. Gene Ontology annotation, molecular function: olfactory receptor activity; odorant binding.